Linnemannia hyalina is the source of this 660-nucleotide messenger RNA. The record is from the annotation of a GenBank genome assembly. NCBI's taxonomy places the organism in Eukaryota, Fungi, Mortierellomycota, Mortierellomycetes, Mortierellales, Mortierellaceae.
AUGGCCAUCAACGUCACUCGCUGGAGCAUCUGCUUGCUGGUGCUCCUCAGCAUCCUCCCCUCCGUGUUUGGACUCUACUUCUACCUCGAGGGUUCCGAGCAAAAGUGCUUCACCGAGGAGCUCCCCAAGGAGACCAUGGUCAUAGGUGACUAUACCGCCGAGGAAUGGAGCGAGGAGCACAAUAAGUUUAUUCACAACAAGGAGGUCGGAAUCGAGGUCAUCGUCGAUGAAUUGCCAUCGGGUAACAGGAUCUACAGCCAAAAGUUGAGCCCCAAGGGCCAGUUCAAGUUCACCUCUGCCGAGUCUGGUCAGCACGCGAUCUGCAUCUUCACCUCGACCGCCGGAUGGUUCAGUUCCACCAAGAUCAGACUGAACUUGGACUUGGCGAUUCGCGACAUUAUGGAUGAUGCUACCGAGGCUUCCGAGGGUACCUUGAGUGACUUGGCCCAGCGUGUCCGUGAUUUGAACCACAAGGUCAACGAUAUCAGACGCGAGCAGUCAUACCUUCGUGACCACGAGAGAGAGUUCCGUGACAAGAGCGAGGCGACCAACGGACACACUGUAACAUGGACUAUUGUUCAGUUGGUGGUGUUGGCCAUCACCUGCGCCUGGCAGAUGCGUCAUCUCCGUGGCUUCUUUGAGGCCAGAAAGAUGAUCUAA